AAAUAUUACAAUAUCAUCACAAGAUGAGUUCAACAAUUAGAGCAUGGAGUGUGGCAGCUAGCGUUGGAGUUGUGGAAGCCUUGAAAGACCAAGGCAUCUGCAGGUGGAACCAUGGUUUAAGAUCAGUUCAACAGCAUGUCAAAAGCCAUGUUGGGUCAUUCUCUCAGGCAAAGAAGAUUUCUUCCUCUUCUUAUUCUUCCUCUUCUGCUAUGGUCUCCACAAGGCUAAAAAAUGAGAAGGCAAAGCAGUCAGAGGAAUCAUUGAAGAGGGUUAUGUACUUAAGCUGCUGGGGUCCCAACUAGAUAACAUAAGGCCAACAACAAAUUAUUCUUUUUCUUUCAAUUCUAGGAAUCAAGCUUGAGUCUCAAAAGAAAGAUGAGGGUUCAGAUUUCUGGGGUCGUAGAUUACUUGCCUGAUGAUGUUACAAUCAGUAUGUAAAUUUUGAUAAAUCAUAGUGUUCACCAUUAAUUACCAAAGUUUUACUUGUGUUAUUUAGUUUUCUUCCCACUUUCAUGCGCCUAAUUCUUUUUGAGGGUAUAAAAAGACGUUACAUUGAAAUUUGUCUAUUCAAACUGCUUUGAUUUCAAAAGUGGAAAAAAUGAGGUGGAGAUGGAGGUAUUACCUAUCUUCUUUGUUUAAUCAAUUUAAAAAAUCCAGGGCUCAUACUGAAAGAUCGAUUUAAUCACCGUUUAAGGGAGUGUUUAUAUAGGGUGUGUUUAUAUAGAUUCCAUCGUGAGAGUAUUGCUGAAAACAGAAAAGCAAACUAGACGCUACUUAAGUCUCUUGAUGCACUUCAAUAUCCAUGAGUUGAUUCUAUGAGAAAAGUAAUUUAAUGUAUUUGAGCUAUUGGGGUCCUUGUUGAUUUUGGAAUAUUGCAACUCAUUUGUUAAAGGUGACUAUCAUGUAAUUGAUCCACCAACGUCCGUUUUUCUCAUCAAGGCUAAGCAAUUUUAGCAGUAAACAGUAAAUGCAAAAAAAAAAAAAAAA
Molecule: messenger RNA, 987 nt
Organism: Cajanus cajan (pigeon pea)
Lineage: Eukaryota; Viridiplantae; Streptophyta; Magnoliopsida; Fabales; Fabaceae
Source: RefSeq, a predicted model, not a curated record